Toxotes jaculatrix (banded archerfish) is the source of this 3853-nucleotide messenger RNA. RefSeq names its product lysine-specific histone demethylase 1B. Gene Ontology annotation, molecular function: protein binding; oxidoreductase activity; zinc ion binding. The record is from RefSeq and is a predicted model, not a curated record. Bases 152 to 2656 code for a protein of 834 amino acids. The transcript has 21 exons. Lineage: Eukaryota; Metazoa; Chordata; Actinopteri; Toxotidae.
AUCCCCCCCCCCCCCCUCCUCCUCCUCCUCCUCCCCUCUUCCCAUAACAAUAAAACAGAGACGGAUUCAGCGAUUUAAAAAAACCGCAGUGAGAAACUCACACAAACGUCAAUAAGACCCCGGGGGGUUUAAAGUAACGCCGCAGGCAGCCAUGCUGUCGGACGCAGACUACUCUGGGAAUGCCUCUGGUGCUCGGCGAGCCAAGAAGAGGAGCUCCGGGGAGUCACCGGGGGACGGCCAGACCCUGCGCUCCUCAGGAAGGCAAAUCAACGUCCGGGUGAAGCGCACCAACAACCCUCCACCUGGACAGAGCAAAAGAAAAGCCACAGAUACAGAGGAAGAAGAUGAUCAGUCCGAGAAAAAGUACAGAAAGUGUGAGAAGGCUGGAUGCUCUGCCACAUACCCCGUUUGUUUUGCAAGCGCAUCUGAAAGGUGUGCUAAAAAUGGAUACACAUCCCGUUGGUAUCAUCUGUCAUGUGGCGAACAUUUUUGCAAUGAAUGUUUCGAUCACUAUUACAGAAGUCACAAAGAUGGCUAUGAGACGUUUGCAUCGUGGAAGAAGGUGUGGACUAGUAAUGGGAAAAGUGAGCCCAGCCUGAAAGCUUUCAUGGCAGAUCAGCAGCUGCCAUUUUGGGUUCAAUGCACCAAACCGGACUGUAGGAAGUGGCGUCAGCUGACCAAGGAGAUCCAACUCACUGCUUCCCUAGCCGCAACAUAUCGCUGUGGAAUGAAGUUCAACAACAUCAAGACUGAGGGACCGGACCAGUGCUCCCAACCAGAGGACUUGAGAGUGGCUGAGGUGACUGACAGCUGGUGGCAUUCAAUGCUGAUUUUGCCGCCACUGUUUAAAGAAAGUCCAGCCAGCCCUUUCCUCGCUGCCUACUACCCUGACUGUGUGGGAAUGAGUCCAUCAGGUUCUUCCAGCAAUGUGUCUCUGUCUGAGCUGAGGGCAGAUCACUGCAGAGCUGUGCAACCACAAAUUCCAGGUCUGUGCCCGUACUUCCAGCCCUUCUACCAACCUAAUGAGUGUGGCAAGGCUCUGUGUGUGCGGCCGGAUAUGAUGGAGCUGGACGAGCUUUACGAGUUUCCAGAAUUUUCCCGUGAUCCCACCAUGUAUUUGGCCUUGCGUAACCUUAUUCUUGCCUCCUGGCACAAGAACUGCAAGGAGAUGCUGACUUCUCAGAAAUGUGCACUGCACAUCAUUGUGCGGGGGUUGGUGCGCGUACGCUGCGUGCAGGAGAUGGACCGGGUGCUCAACUUCAUGACCAGGAAGGGUCUGAUCAACACGGGUGUGCUGGCAGUCAAACAGCCUCUGCUCCCUGAAAGAUAUUUCUCCAAGAACGUUAUCGUCAUUGGUGCUGGGCCGUCAGGGCUGGCUGCUGCACGGCAGCUGCAGAACUUUGGCACUCAGGUGAUGGUGCUUGAGGCAAGGGAGAGAAUUGGAGGUCGAGUGUGGGAUGAUACUUCUCUGGGUGUCACUGUAGGUAGAGGAGCUCAGAUUGUCAAUGGCUGUGUGAACAACCCCAUUGCCCUGAUGUGUGAACAGAUGGGCAUCAAGAUGCACAAGCUGGGAGAGCGGUGUGACCUCUUUCAGGAGGGGGGACAGGUAACUGACCCGACCAUCGACAAGCGCAUGGACUUCCACUUCAACGCCAUCCUGGACGUGGUGUCAGAAUGGAGGAAGGACAAGUCACAGAACCAGGACACACCACUGGGAGAAAAAGUCCAGGAAGUGAAGAAGAACUUUCUGCAGGAGUCUGGGAUCCAGUUUAGUGAUUUGGAGGAGAAGGUGUUGCAGUUUCAUCUCAGUAACCUGGAGUAUGCCUGUGGAAGCACAUUGGACCAGGUAUCAGCGAGAUCCUGGGACCACAAUGAGUUUUUUGCCCAAUUCUCAGGAGACCACACUUUACUCACCAAGGGCUACUCUGUUUUACUCCACAAACUGGCCGAGGGCCUCGACAUCCGCACAAAGUGUCCGGUUCAGGCCAUUGACUACUCAGGCGACGUUGUCAAAGUUACCUCCUCCGAUGGGACCCAGUGGACAGCACAGAAGGUUCUUGUCACAAUCCCAUUGACUUUACUUCAGCAGAACUUGAUCCAGUUCAACCCUCCGCUACCUGAAAGGAAACUGAAAGCGAUACACAGUCUGGGAACUGGUGUCAUAGAAAAGAUCGCUCUUCAGUUCCCCUACAGAUUCUGGGACAACAAAAUCCAAGGGGCAGACUACUUUGGUCACAUCCCACCAGGUCCUGAGAAGAGAGGCAUGUUCAGUGUCUUCUAUGACAUGGAUCCACAGGGAAAGCAGGCUGUCCUCAUGUCAGUUAUCACUGGUGACGCUGUGCCUGCUGUUCGCGACAUGGAGGACAAGGAGGUGGUAGAUGAGUGCAUGAAGGUUCUUCGUGAACUUUUCAAGGAACAGGAGGUCCCAGAGCCGCUGAAUUUCUUUGUCACCCAUUGGAGCAAAGACGUGUGGUCCCAGAUGUCCUACAGUUUUGUGAAGACAGGGGGCAGCGGAGAGGCCUAUGACAUCCUUGCUGAAGACAUACAGGGAAAGGUGUUCUUUGCUGGCGAGGCCACCAACAGACACUUCCCUCAGACUGUGACAGGAGCCUACCUCAGCGGGGUCCGAGAGGCCAGCAAGAUGGCUGCUAUGUAAACUGUCAGUCCCAGAGCACUCAAAACCACCAGCAUGGACACACGGUUGCACUGAGCAACAGACCAUUUAUCAACUUGGGCUGGGUAACCUUAAUUGCUCAACUAGAAAUGAGGUUUCACCAUAUUGUGAUGUGUCCAAUCAGCAAGAUGCCUUUAGUCACUUUCCAAUAGCCAGUUAAAGUAGGGCUCUCCAGGGUCUGGCUCUACAAUAUUUAACAUAAGAGAGGUUGGAGUGCUCUUUAUUUAUAUCAAAUAUCCAUCUGAUAAAAUGGUUUAUUGUUGACGACGAGAUGCAAAAACUUAAUAGCAAUGCAGGAAGAAUGGAUUAUUGCUGUGCAGCUCUGCCCUGUUCCGCUGUGCUGGAAAGCAGGAUGAUGUUAUCUUUGAAUUUAAUGAUUGGUGUACUUAGCACUUCUGUGAUGAAAUGGUCAGAAAUUUUCAUUUUUGGAGAGAUUAGGCUGCAUGAAACAUUAGUAGACUCUCAUUCAUCUAAUCAUGAAAUCAAAAAGAAUAAGAUUUAAUCUCCAGGGAUCAAGUUUUAAGAGAUGAUAUCAUAGUAAUAUUUAAAAAUUUCUUCUUUGAGAGUUACCUACCAAUGUUUUAUACAGCUUUAAUGAAUUUGCAUUGUAUUUCAUGUGAUUAUAUGUUUGGUACAAAUGUAGUGGAAUGGAUGAAAGGUUAGAUAUAGACCUUCUGCGAUAGCACUUUUGAUUUAAAACAAUUACAUUUAAAAUAGUAAAAAAAUAAAUAAAUGAAUAGUUCAUGUGUAUGACAAGUUGAAUUCCCCCUUGUGGUUGAGAAUGAUCAGAAGACGCCUGAUUGUCCCCCCCUUACUUUCUCAGGGAUUUGCUCAGGAUUACACCACCUAGCAGAAAAUGAUAGAAGAAAAUAAUGUGAUUUGACAAUAUUGAAGAUCUUUGUCAAAAACAGUAAUGGAACCAACCAAAGAAGGAAAAAAAUGCUCCAUGUUGCUCUUGAAUUAGUUCCUGAACAAUUAAGUUCCUGAGGUUUGGGGUUGGGGAACAGCACAACAAUGUCCUCACUUUCUUUGAUUAAUGUUGACUAAUGAAGCUUCACAUGUGGAGUCAUAUCUUUGUGUGAAUCAGUGCAUCUAGAUGAUUAGGUCCUGUUUGUCUGACAUUACAGUGCUUGAGUAUUUAUCUUGUAUGUGUGUAAUAAACUGAGCUAUCAACUGCCA